Aedes albopictus (Asian tiger mosquito) is the source of this 2055-nucleotide messenger RNA. RefSeq lists its product as uncharacterized. Bases 1 to 2055 code for a protein of 684 amino acids. The transcript is spliced from 2 exons. The record is from RefSeq and is a predicted model, not a curated record. Lineage: Eukaryota; Metazoa; Arthropoda; Insecta; Diptera; Culicidae.
AUGUGUGGAACAGAAGAAAGAGUGUUGGCAAACUGUGUUGUGCAAAAUAAAUCGCAACCUGAGCGAGCGUCACCGAAAACGGCAAAGCAUUCCCCACAAACCAUUGAUAACUUCGUUGUCAAUCUUUCGUCUGUGCGGCCAACACAAGCAGAGCUGGAUCUGUUAAACAAGGGCUUGAAUUUUGCUAUCUCUCCUUCGUGUGCGCCGAUCGCGGAUACUGUAAGCAACGUUGAAAGCGCGAUCCAGUACAGUAGUUUCUCGAGUAAAUCGGCCAUCCGCUAUGACGUUGAGCAAUGUAUCUCCAAAACAAUCAGCAAGGGGGAAAAUCAGUCGCAAGCGAAUUUCGAGACAUGGUGUCUGAUCCGUAAAUUGCAGGACCGGAAUGUGGUCUACUCUAGAGCGGACAAAGGAAAUGCAGUGGUGAUUAUGGACAAACCAGACUACGACUCUCGUGUUCUUGACAUGAUCGACGAUGGCCCAUAUGAAGAGUGCAGAUUCAAGAAUGGAAAACCCAAAGAUCCCCUCAAUGCGAUGAUUGAAGAAGCUACCGUCGCCCGUCAGAAAGUAGCGCGUUUGGUGGGAGAAGACUGUCUGGAAAGGAAAUUGCAUGUACCCAACCCAAAGGUAGCGUCCCUCUACUGUUUGCCGAAGAUUCACAAGAAUCCAGUAGGAAUGCGGCCAAUUUCUUCCAACGUCUCGACUCCUACCGAGAAGAUGGCUGCUUGGCUAGUUCAUGAACUGAGAAAAUAUUCUGUAACCCAUGGGAGAAGCGUCCGUAAUUCGGUUGAAUUGGUGGAGCACCUGAAAGAUAUCGAACUUCGGCGAGGGGAAGUACUCGUAUCGUUUGAUGUAACUGCGCUGUUCCCUAAUGUACCAGUAAAUGACGCCUUGAAUAGCCUGCAAAGGCAUUUAGAACGAUGUCGAGUGCCCCAAAACCAAAUUGAGGCUUAUCUUUUGGUGGCAGAAGUUUGUAUGAACCAGAACUAUUUCUCAUUUAGAGGGAAGUUCUACAAGCAGACUUUCGGCCUCAGCAUGGGGAGCAAACUCUCUCCACUCCUGGCGAACCUCUUUUUGAGUGACUUCGAAGAUGGAUUAGAGAAAGAAAGGUGUUUUCCUCGAGUCUGGAGACGCUAUGUUGACGAUGUCUUCGCAGUAGUCAAAGAGCGGUAUUUGUCGCAGACGCUUGAACUACUGAAUUCACGACAUAGAACUAUCAAGUUUACGGUAGAGCAAGAAGCAGAGGGUAAACUGCCCUUCCUUGACUUGAUGAUCUCGAGGAGGGAAGAUAAUAAACUGAAGUUUGGAAUAUAUCGAAAACCAACCUCCACGGAUCGGUAUAUAACAUCAGACUCUAAUCACUUCGGAGCCCAGCAAAAAGCAGCUUUCCACUCCAUGGCCCAUCGUCUCUACAACAUUCCCAUGGAAAGAGAUGAUUUUGUCGAGGAGAGGAACAGGAUCCACAAAGCUGCUGAGUUGAAUGGGUACGAAAGAGAGUUUGUGGACAAAAUUUUAAGAAAGCACGAGAGGAAGAAACACAGGAGUAAUGCUACGACACUGCGGCCAGAAAAGACGGAUGUGAAAAGGAUUAGCCUUCCCUUUUACCCAAAGCUGACCAACCCAAUCCAAAGGGCCCUCAACCAUCACGGAUUUCAGGUGGUAUACAAGAGUAGCAACACCUUGAAGGAUGCGUUGUGCAAUCUGAAAGACAGAGUCCCAGCCGAAGAAAAAUCCGGAGUUUACCAGAUACCGUGCCAAAACUGCCCAGCGGUAUACAUUGGGCAAACACGCCGUAAGUUUAAAACUCGUCUACGCGAACACAAGAACGCGGUGGAACAUGGAAGGACUUGUGAUUCGAGUGUGGCAAUGCACGCCACGACGCUGGGACAUACUGUAGAUUGGGAGCAAGCGAAACUGCUUAAAAAUGUCCGAAAAGUUACACAACUGAACGCAUGGGAAUCCAUGUAUAUAGCUACUGCCGACCGCCCAUUAAUGAAUGAAGACGAUGCCCCAAUUACGUCCUCCCUUUUCCACUUGACCAAGCUGAGAAUUCAGUAA